Larimichthys crocea (large yellow croaker) is the source of this 2164-nucleotide messenger RNA. Its product is annotated as alanine aminotransferase 2-like. NCBI's taxonomy places the organism in Eukaryota, Metazoa, Chordata, Actinopteri, Sciaenidae. Gene Ontology annotation, biological process: biosynthetic process. Gene Ontology annotation, molecular function: pyridoxal phosphate binding; transaminase activity. The coding region runs from base 153 to 1628 and encodes 491 amino acids. The transcript is spliced from 12 exons. The record is from RefSeq and is a predicted model, not a curated record.
AAGAAAUCCAGCCAACCGCGAGGGAGAGCAGCGAAGGCGUGGCCACGUGGUCGGUUGGGAAUAUGAACGGCGAGAGGCAACUGUCAGUCUGAGCUCAGAGGAGCUGCAGGGAGAGGGUAUUCACAUCGGCGGGAAACGACAAACAUACAAACAUGUCCCAGCAGGCAGUGAACGGGCUCCAGUCCCGGGGCAAGGUGCUGACUUUGGACAACAUGAACCCGAAUGUGAAGCAGGUCUACUACGCGGUCCGUGGUCCCAUAGUCCAACGAGCGGUGCAGAUAGAGAAGGAGCUAAAAGAGGGAGUCAAGAAACCUUUCACAGAAGUAAUCAAGGCUAACAUAGGUGACGCCCACGCCAUGGGUCAGAAACCAAUCACAUUUCUCAGACAGGUCCUGGCUCUGUGUUCUUACCCUGAACUACUGGAAGACACAAAGUUUCCAGAGGACGCCAAGAAAAGGGCACGACGUAUUCUCGAGGCCUGCGGAGGCCACAGUAUAGGGGCCUACAGUGCCAGCCAGGGCAUCGAGUGCAUCCGUCAGGAUGUGGCACGCUACAUAGAGAAGAGAGAUGGUGGAAUCUCCUCCAACCCUGACAACAUUUACCUGUCCACUGGAGCCAGUGAUGCCAUCGUGACCAUGCUGAAGUUGCUGGUGUGUGGUGAGGGUCGUGACCGUACAGGAGUGAUGAUCUCCAUCCCCCAGUACCCUCUGUACUCAGCCGCACUGGCGGACCUUGGCGCUGUGCAGAUCAACUACUACCUGGACGAGGACAAGUGUUGGGGUCUGGAUGUUGCAGAGCUUAAAAGAUCCCUCAGUGAAGCCAGGCAACACUGCAGUCCCCGGGUCCUUUGCAUCAUCAACCCCGGAAACCCCACCGGUCAGGUCCAGAGCAGGCAGUGCAUUGAAGAUGUGAUCCGAUUUGCUAAAGAGGAGCAUCUCUUCCUUAUGGCUGAUGAAGUCUACCAGGAUAACGUGUAUGCAGAGGGCUGUGAGUUUCACUCCUUUAAGAAGGUGUUGUUUGAGAUGGGACCAGAGUACUCCAACACAGUGGAGAUGGCCUCCUUCCACUCCACCUCCAAAUGCUACAUGGGCGAGUGUGGAUUCCGUGGUGGCUACAUGGAGAUCAUAAACAUGGACCCUGAGGUGAAGGCCCAACUCAUCAAAUUGGUGUCUGUGCGUCUGUGCCCUCCCGUCCCCGGACAGGCCCUCCUGGACCUGGUGGUCAACCCCCCGCAGCCCGACGAGCCCUCAUACGCCACGUUUAUGAAGGAGCGGACAGCAGUGUUAGCAGCUUUAGCGGAGAAGGCCAAAAUAACAGAGCAGAUCUUCAACACGGUACCCGGUAUCACCUGUAACCCUGUACAGGGGGCCAUGUACACCUUCCCACGCAUCACUCUACCUCAGAAGGCCAUCGACAAGGCAGAGGCUGAAGGUCAAGCACCAGACAUGCUCUACUGCAUGAGGCUGCUAGAGGAGGAGGGUAUCUGUCUGGUGCCAGGUAGUGGCUUUGGCCAGAGAGAAGGAACCUUCCACUUCAGGAUGACCAUCUUGCCUCCCACCGAGAAGCUGAAGAUUGUUCUGCAGAAGAUCUCAGCGUUCCACCUGCGGUUCACACAAGAGUUUUCAUAACGAGCCCCCCCCUUCUCCUCCUUCUUGCCACCUUUCGACUACAUCUCAAGAACCAACUCACCGUGUGCCAGUAUCUUCAAGUGCCUUUUGUGCAAAGGAGGCAGCAGGUCCUAACGUCGCCACCUCAAGGCUGAAAUUACACUAGUUCACAUUUUUAAAAAUGUUUUCAGGGUUUUGUAACAAUGAACCUUGAACAUUUCCUUGUUUAGACAGUUCCUGCUCACGUGUAUGCACAACACGUGAAAAUGUAAUUUGCAAAACAUGAUGCACUUUCCCAAAGUAUUAUGGGGCAAGGUUUGUAUUGUUCAAAAAGAUGUGAUAGUUGAUUGUAUACAUGGUGUUCUGUAAAGAGUUAUUUCAGAUGCUGCUAGAGGGGCAUCGAUCUCCUGCCAAGACUUAAACAGCCAAAAUAGUUGGAAGUUUCAAUAUAACAUGUUAGGUGAUUACUUUAAGCUGACUGGCUGUAGAGCCAUUUGUAUCACUAAUGUUUAAAAAGUGUUCUUAAAUGUGAUUAAAAGCACAAAAUUUGUAUGCAA